Molecule: messenger RNA, 3105 nt
Organism: Danio aesculapii
Lineage: Eukaryota; Metazoa; Chordata; Actinopteri; Cypriniformes; Danionidae
Gene: mcoln1b
Product: mucolipin TRP cation channel 1b
Exons: 13
Coding region: 127-1824 (565 amino acids)
Cellular component (GO): plasma membrane; lysosomal membrane
Molecular function (GO): NAADP-sensitive calcium-release channel activity
Source: RefSeq, a predicted model, not a curated record
UUUUCUGCUCGCGGUCAGACCACAGCGAUGCUCCCCACCUGCGACUGUUUUUAUUUCUCAAGCAAAUCCAUCAUGCUUCUGUCAUAAUUCUGUCAAAAUCCGCUUUUUCUCAUCAAUGGUCGCGACAUGGCGAGCUCUUUUCACCGGCCUUCAGCUCAGGCGGCCACAGAGAAGGAGCGUCUGCUGACUCCUGUGAUGGGCUAUGGCUCCGGGGACCUGAAUGGCGGGCCCCUGGACCUGUUCAGUUUGGGCUCUCAGCAGCAGCAGCAAGAUGAGGAGGAGGCCCUCAGGAGGAAGCUGAAGUACUUCUUCAUGAGCCCCUGUGAUAAAUAUCACGCUAAAGGCCGCAAACCCUUCAAACUGGCCCUUCAGCUGCUGAAGAUCAUCAUAGUCACUGUACAGCUGGUGAUGUUCGGGCUCAGUAAUCAGAUGGUAGUGGCGUUUAAGGAGGAGAACACAGACUCCUUCAAGCAUCUGUUCCUCAGAGACUAUGUGGAGGAUUCGCAGGAGCCGCUGUGCCUCCACACGCAGAAACAGGUCCAUGAGCACAUCCGAUACGCCAUAGAUCAGUAUCUGAUUCUGUCCCAGACGUCUGUCGGCAGGUACGCGUAUGUUCCAGGUGUGGGUCCGAACAGCAGCGCCCUCUACCUAUGUCAGCGCUACUUCAAGAAAGGCACUAUCGACCCAGUUAACGACACGUUUGACAUCGACCCUCAUGUUAUCACUGACUGUGUUGGAGUAAAUCCUCCUGAUCCAUCAUCUCCAGUACAAGACCUCUACCCGAACAUCACCCUCAAUUUUCAGAAGCUGGUAAACGUGACCAUCCAGUUCCAGCUGAAGGCCAUAAACAUCCAGACCAUUAUAAACAAUGAGAUUCCCGACUGCUACACCUUCUCCAUCACUAUCCUGUUUGAUAAUAAGGCUCACAGUGGGAAAGUGAAGCUGAGUUUGCUCAACGAGGCGUUCAUUAAAGAGUGCAGAGACCCCAAUGUGUCUGGACACGGAGACAGUUACGCACGAGUGGCGUUCGAUGUGUUAGUGGCGGUGGUCUGCGGUCUCUCUCUUGUGCUUUGUGGACGCUCUAUCCUCAAAGGAAUCAUGCUACAACACGAGCUGGCUUGUUAUUUCCGAGUGUCUCUGGGUCGUUCGGUGAGUCUGGGUGACCGUCUGGAGUUCAUCAACGGCUGGUAUCUGCUGCUCAUCAUCAGUGACGUCCUCACCAUCAUCGCCUCCUUCAUCAAGAUCGCCAUCGAGACCAAGAAUCUGUCAUCGUAUGACGUCUGCAGCAUCCUGAUGGGAACGUCCACUCUGCUGGUGUGGGUCGGGGUCAUUCGAUACUUCAGCUUUUUUCAGAAAUAUAACAUUCUGAUCGUGACUCUACGAGCUGCAUUUCCAAACGUUAUCCGCUUCUGCUGCUGCGCUGCUGCCAUUUAUAUGGGCUACUGCUUCUGCGGCUGGAUCGUCCUGGGACCCUACCAUGCUAAAUUCCGCUCUCUGUCGACGGUGUCCGAGUGUCUGUUUUCCCUCAUCAACGGAGACGACAUGUUCGCCACAUUCUCGGAGGUGGAGCAGAGCGGGACGCUGGUGUGGGUCUUCAGCCAGAUCUACCUCUACACCUUCAUCUCGCUCUUCAUCUACAUGGUGCUGUCGCUGUUCAUCGCACUCAUCACCGGAGCCUACGACACCAUCACUCAACAAACUCAAGACGUGCCGCAAGUUUCUGAACUGCACCGCUUCAUCGCCGAAUGCACAGACACGCCCACAUCCGGAAACUUCCGCAGCCCGGAGCCGUCCACCUGCUCGCUCUUCUGCUGCUUCAGUUAGACUCUGACGGUGCGUCCCGAAUCGCACACUUCCUUACUAUAUAGUAUGUGGAAAAACAAAGUUGUAUGUCUGAAUUCAUAGUAUGUGGAAAAACAGUUGAUGAGAAGUACCCGGAUGACCUACUACUACUACUACUACAGAGAUUCUGAAGUGCGCAUGCUAUGGACACUUUACUGUCCCAUGAUGCCAUGGGAGAGGAUUUAAGAAUGGGAAUGAAGCAGGUAUGUGAUAAUGGCGGACAACAUGGUGGAUGUAGUACAUCUGAAUUCCAUUCAUGCUACUCACAUUCACACUACAUACAGGAUUCCCACUGAAUAUCUUCAUGAGAUAUAAUGGAAUGCCAUAGAAUAUUUGGAAUGCCAUGGAAUAUUUGGAAUGCCAUAGAAUAUUUGGAAUGCCAUGGAAUAUUUGGAAUGCCAUGGAAUAUUUGGAAUGCCAUAGAAUAUUUGGAAUGCCAUGGAAUAUUUGGAAUGCCAUGGAAUAUUUGGAAUGCCAUGGAAUUUUAAAAGAUCAGUUCCAAUUAUUGAAAGUCAAGGAUUUUUGAAAAUGUAUUUAUUUAUUUGUCAGGAAUAUCAGGGAUUUUUUGUAUGUCUCUUUAAGUUUUAGUGUUCAUUUAUCAAAGUGCAUUUUUUUCAGUACACUUUAUUUUAAGUUGCAUUAACUACUUAUGUAUGUACAUUUCAAUUAAUCGUUUCAAACAAUGCACUUAAGUACAUCCAUUUUUACUUUAAUUCUUAAAAUUAAUUUCAUGUAAUUACAUCUGUAAAUAACUUCUGUAUAUACAUUUACAAUUACACUUGUGGACCCAUCCCUUAUACCUUUAUCCACCCUUGAACCUACUCGUACCACCAAACCUGUCCCUAACUCUAAGUUCAAUAGCCCCAUAAGUCUUCUAAAAUACAAUAUUAACACAAUAAGUACAUUGUACUUAUUUGUAGGUGUAAGUACAUACACUGUAAAAAGUGAUUAGUUACUUAAAGCGAGUAAACCAAUUGCCUUAAAAGCAACAAGCUGACUUUACAAAAAUAAUGCAAGUAAACCCACUGUACCUAGGAACUGUUAAGUUGACUUAAUUUGUAUAAUUAAGCUUAUUGUACUCGCUUUUUUUAAAGUCAACUAAUCCCUUUUUACAGUGUCAAACUAUUUUAGCAUGUCUGUUAAUAAUAAUCCGUCAAAUAAUCACUGUAAUUGUCACAAUUUUAUAUAUUUGGUGCUUUAUGAAGUCUAUCAAAUCUACAAUUAUAGCCUGUAUUGAAUUUAGAAGACACACUGAAUACAGAA